AUGGCGACGGAAGACAACAGCGAGUACCUCGGCGCUGCGACGGAGGAAGCCAUCGCGGCGCAGAUCCUCGCCAGCGCCGGCGAGAGCGGGCCCAACUCGGAGUACCUCUUCAAUCUUGCCGCUGCACUGCGCGCGCUGCAGGCGGCCGACCCACACGUCUUCGCCGUCGAGGCAGCAGCACAUGCACUGAUGCAGAGCCAGGCUGCGUGA
Trypanosoma grayi is the source of this 210-nucleotide messenger RNA. RefSeq names its product ChaC-like protein. Gene Ontology annotation, biological process: glutathione catabolic process. Gene Ontology annotation, molecular function: glutathione specific gamma-glutamylcyclotransferase activity; gamma-glutamylcyclotransferase activity. The record is from RefSeq and is a predicted model, not a curated record. Gene Ontology annotation, cellular component: cytoplasm. Lineage: Eukaryota; Euglenozoa; Kinetoplastea; Trypanosomatida; Trypanosomatidae. The coding region runs from base 1 to 210 and encodes 69 amino acids. The transcript has a single exon.